This is a messenger RNA of Cuscuta campestris, 4394 nucleotides long. The record is from the annotation of a GenBank genome assembly. Lineage: Eukaryota; Viridiplantae; Streptophyta; Magnoliopsida; Solanales; Convolvulaceae.
CAACGAAGAAAGUGAUGAAGAAAAAUGUAUGCAAUUCUUGACCUUAAACACGGGGAAAGACGACUCCUAUCAGGCACCUUGUCCUAAACAAAAUUCUUGGACACAACUGAGGAUCGUGGCGGGUUGAUUGAUGAUGCUUCCAGAUACAUAAACUGAAAAACUCGUGGUACCUGGGAUAGUAGAAGACAUUGGUGCAAAAAUUUUUCUGUCUAUCUAUCCCCAAGCGUCAUCAAUAACCCCGCCAUGAUCCUUAGUUGUGUCCAAGAUUUUUUGUUUGGGACAAGGUGCCUGGUAGGAGUCGUCUUUCUCCAUGUCUAAGGGCCUUGUUGACAUGUGCCAAAAAUUUGAACAAUGGGUUGAUUGAGAUUCCUAUUGAGAAAAGGUGAUGAACAUCCCUUAUAGCCUUCGGUUUGGGCAUGAGGAGAUUAUUCAAUUACUCAAAAAAGAGGAGCUUGAGGCCUUUCACAUGAAAGAUGAUAUUAGUGUUAUAAUCUCUAAAUCCUUUUCUCAUAAAAUAUUUCAUGCAUUGGAAUUGAAUCUCUAUAUCCUUUUCUUUUUGUUUUCCUCAAACCUUCAAAUUUAUUUCUAAAUCUUCAUUUCCUCUAUUUUACAUUGGCGACUAUCUCUUUUGCCACCCAUUUUCAACUUUAUAUCAGCUUUCUUGAUUUUUGAUCUUCUUGAUCUAAUUGCAUGGCUUAUGAUGAGUGCGAGUUUGACAAAGUCAAAUAUUGGUUCAUAUUAAAUGAAUUUUGGGAAUGACACUACACUUUGGUUUCAACACGUAUGAUUCAUUCACCUCAAAUUGAUGUUUGUUGAUUACAAAUUUAUGUGCUCAAUUAUUAAGUGUGCAUACAAUGGUAACAGGCACACAUUAUUGUAUAAAUGACAUCAUGUACUAGUGUGUCCCACGGGUCAAUGGUAUACUUUUGUACUAGUAAUUGAUGAUUUGUGAAUCUGUUUUUACUAUAUAGGCUGUUGUACGAAGAAUAUGAAAGAGUGAGAGAUAUCUUUGGUUUUAUGUUUCCUUCAAUGAUAUCCCUAAAUGCCUCGGAGUUUUUACAUUGCUUAAACUACAUUGUGUGGGCUCUAGAUGGCUCAAAAAAAUAAAGUUCUUUUCCUAAUUAGGCAAAACAAAACCCUAUAUUUGCCUUUACGCAACAAGAAAGUGUGAUGUACACUCGCCUCCUCUACUCACCCUCUUCCUUUAAAUCUCCCUCAUGCAUGUCUCCAAGGUGAGAAACCUAGCCUCGCUCCUUUACUCGCUAGAGUCACUGCUUUUGCUGCCUGGGUUAAGCUCUGAACUGCUUUGAACACUUGUUGCUGGUUCAGGCCCUCGUCCUUUUUUUGACGGCGGCAAUAUCUGAAUUGAAAUCUGUCCAUUCUUUUUUUACGAGUAAAAAAUUUAUUUUGUUUACACCUCAGAAAAAUGUAUCUAUUAUAUAUAAAAAGACAAUCAAAAUUGAGUUCAGCCCAUGCAAAAUUGGACAGACCAAUAUCAAUUUAUGGUUUAAUCUGACGUUCCAAUUUCAAUUUCAAAGCAGUGGCAAUUUUGUAAUAAAGGUGAAAUGGAUUGGUAUUUACUCUCUCCGUCCCCCUAAGAUGUUCUCAUUUUGACUUUUUGUGUUUUUUAAGGAGAGUUGAAAACAGGUGAAAGUUUACCAAAAUACCCUUAAUGAAAAUGGGUGGAGUGUAUUAAAUGAGGUGGGUGAGGUGUAAUAAAUAAAGUAAGUGGGGGUAGUUGUGGUAUUUUACUUGCUAAAAAAUGAAAUGAGAAGAUCUAUUGGGGACAAAGAAAAAGGGCUAUUGAGAAGAUCUAUGGGGGACGGAGGGAGUAUUAUUUAUUUUACGGUUUUCUUUCAUCAACUAACGAGGAUUGAGAGAGACGCAACCAGUAACGGUGAUGCAAUCCGCCCCUUAGUAUCGGUGACCAAAACUGGCGACCAAAACAGGCGCAAUCAAACCAAGUUCAACCGCCGACCUCAAUCGAAGUUCUGCCUUCUUCCCUCGCAACAACAGAUGUAGAUAAUCAAACAGGGUGGCGCGCCGACAAACAAACCUAUAGUCGUCCAAAACGACGGUGGACGAAGAACAACUAAACAACAGGGAGACAAACCUGGUGAUGGCAGCUACCGACUCCUUAGAUUGAGGAUAUAGACUAUUUGCACCUGAGAAAUCGGUAAUUUGAUCUUCUUUAAAAUUUUCUUUUGUUUCUAAAAUCUUUGACGACAACUUUACUUCAAAUUUGAAUUUUAUAACAGACACUCUACUUUGUUUAAGAGGGUUAAAGAUGUUAUAGCUCACAUCUAGGUUGUUUGAGCUUUCUUAAUAGCAACGAAGAAAGUGAUGAAGAAAAAUGUAUGCAUUUCUUGACCUUAUACAAAGUAUUAUUAGAUUAUUAUGAUUUUAUAUUUAAGAAGAGAGAUUUUGGGGUAAUUUACACCCUGGGUUGGUGAUUUCCAUUAGGGGUCUUAUGGCCUUAACGAAGUGCAUGCAGUCAAUCUGUUGCCUUGAUUAGAUUGUCUGCUUGCACUUCGUUAAGGCCAACUACUUUCCGAUUCCAUGUUUCAAUAUACCAUUCUGCCUUAGAAAUUGACCAGUUAUCAAAUGAAAAAUCAAUACCAUAAUCUUAUACACAUGAAUGACAUGAUCCCUGUUGUCCAAUGUCACUAGGAUUUUCAAUUUUUUUAUUAUAAUUGGACAAAACGAGUUACUCCGUACGAUACUAGCUUUCCUUGUCCAACUCAUCUAAUUUUCCACUUCAUGAGUAGUAGAUGUCAAUUGUUUCUUAAAAUGAAGUGAUUGUGUUUUGUUCCACUUUUACUUGUCGUAUCCCAAUGUUUUCUUCGUCAGCCACUUCAUCUUUUCUUCUUCUUCUUCCGAUGGACCCCCCUCCUCUCCCCCUCUCAAAGCGACAUCAAGCCCCCUCACGCUCACGCUGCCGUUCAUCAUCACCACUCCAGCUCUGGCUCCCACCUUCACUUCCACUCCGAUUCAGAAGACGACAGAGACGACGACAACGGAUGUUCCCAGAUCGCCUCUUUGCACCACCACCACCAAUCUGAGACCCCCUAUGCGGCUGACGAUCCUGACGCCCUUUAUUCUUCUUCCCCUCUUGCCUCCACUUCCGGUACAUUUAUGCACAUGAAUUUCAUGCGGAACCAAUCCACGCCCUCUGUUACUUAUCAACAACGGCCCAUGGCGGCCGACACUGUGCGCAUGGGUGACAUCUCUUCGUCUUCUCCUUCUUCCUCUUACCACCCUCAUCCCAACCCCAGCNCACCACCACCACCAAUCUGAGACCCCCUAUGCGGCUGACGAUCCUGACGCCCUUUAUUCUUCUUCCCCUCUUGCCUCCACUUCCGGUACAUUUAUGCACAUGAAUUUCAUGCGGAACCAAUCCACGCCCUCUGUUACUUAUCAACAACGGCCCAUGGCGGCCGACACUGUGCGCAUGGGUGACAUCUCUUCGUCUUCUCCUUCUUCCUCUUACCACCCUCAUCCCAACCCCAGCUUCAUUUCUUCUUUCUACAAUUAUGCUGGCGGUGGUUUCUUUGGUGCUUCCCAGCCCGUGCACAGAUCAUCUCAGCCUUCUUCAUCUACUUCCAAGCAAACUCCACCCCCACCCCCACCCCCAACUGGCUCCGCUUGGGAUUUUUUGAAUCCUUUCGAGAGUGUUGAUAAUUUUUACUGUCCCUACUCGCCAAGCCGGGAUUCCAUGGAGGUGAGGGAGGAGGAGGGAAUUCCUGAUCUGGAAGAAGAUGAUUCUGAGCAGGAGGUUGUGAAGAAAGUCCAUGUGGAUCACAAGUUUGUGGAUGGGGGUAGACACCAUGGCCGGAGCUAUUCGAGUAAGGUUGCCUCAAAGGAUGAGGAUGACAAGCCGAGUGAUCCGGAAUCUCUUUACCAGGGGGCCAGACCAACUGUAUCUGCUCAGAACGAUCCCGUCGAUUACGAGGUGCAUAUCGUGGAUAAGAAAGUGGUUAACGAUCCAGGGACAUCAGAGGAUCACAAAAAUGUGCGAGGGUUCACGGCUCGAGGUUGUUUCAAUGGAGACUCGGAUGUCAUGAGGGAGAUUCAGCUUCAAUUUGAACGAGCAUCGGAAUCCGGCAGCGAACUGGCUAAGAUUCUAGAGGUUGGAUAGCUACCCUACAACCUCAAACACUCUGCCUAUCAAGCUUCUUCCAAGAUGUUGCACGCAUUUACUCCUUCCUUGUUUGUGUUGUCAUCACAACCUUCUACAUCAAAAGGUGCCGGAGGUGACAAGUCUGAUCCUGCUUUAUUUAAUGUAGAAGGAGAAGUAAGGUCUUUAAGGUCCAAAAGUCUUUCUUCUACCUUACAAAAGCUCUAUCUUUGGGAGAAGAAACUCUAUGAAGAAGUUAAGGUAUGUUUCUUUAUUG